Armigeres subalbatus is the source of this 542-nucleotide messenger RNA. Its product is annotated as cytochrome c oxidase subunit NDUFA4-like. NCBI's taxonomy places the organism in Eukaryota, Metazoa, Arthropoda, Insecta, Diptera, Culicidae. The record is from RefSeq and is a predicted model, not a curated record. The transcript has 3 exons. Bases 119 to 403 code for a protein of 94 amino acids.
AUUCUUCCAAAAAAUCAAAGUAACCUGUUCCAUAACACUCUUUUUUGACAUUCAAAUAAGCCCGUAUCUUUCCGAAUAUCCCAAGUUUCAAGUUUUAAGUGAUUCUACUGCAAAAACAAUGCGUGGCUGGGGAUUCCGUGAAGCGCUCAAGUAUCCAUUGUUGUGGCCCUUGUACGCCCUCUGCAUCGCAGACCUUUCGUGGCUCACAUUCAGUGCCACCCGAACGCUCUUGUUCAACCCGGAUGUCGUACUGGACCACAAUAACAAUCCAGAACCGUGGCAAGCGUAUCGCGAGGGGCGCUAUCGGUUGUGGGCCGGCAAUUACGACUAUUCCAAGCUGCGCUGCAAGGCGCCAAUUUUUAAAGACAAUGAUGUUAUUCCGGUAGAAGACAACAAAGACUAGGAAACAAAUUGAAGCUAUUAAAUUGCGGUAAUUCGAAGAAUUCUAGUUGGGCCAAGACGCAGCGUAAAUGAUUCGAUUUGGUAGCGGUUUAAGUUUUUUAAUACAUUUGACUUUUUAUUAAACUUACUUUUCAACCUUA